Molecule: messenger RNA, 6739 nt
Organism: Alligator sinensis (Chinese alligator)
Lineage: Eukaryota; Metazoa; Chordata; Crocodylia; Alligatoridae
Gene: GPR155
Product: G protein-coupled receptor 155
Exons: 18
Coding region: 517-3057 (846 amino acids)
Biological process (GO): transmembrane transport; intracellular signal transduction
Cellular component (GO): membrane
Source: RefSeq, a predicted model, not a curated record
CGUGGGUUAACAUGGGCUCAUGGGAUAGAAGAUAUUACAUGCCCAUUAUUCACUCUGAACUUGUGAUAGCACGGUUUUCUGGACUUGGGAGUAUAGGUGCCCACUUUUGAUCAGCUCAUGGAGAACUGUAACAACAUGAAUGAUGAGACUUGGGGCUGGAAAGGAGCACCCUGACUCCUCUUUUCCUGAUGAGUAAUAAGCUGUAAAUGCCUGUCCUCUGCUGCUGAGAGAGACGGGGGCUCUCCUCCUUUCCGGGGGGCCUUUUUGAAGUGGCAGGAAUUCGUGCUGAAGCUCGGGGCAGAUGCGUGAGGACCCUUUCCCCGCUCCUAGUGCUAGUAGGAAGGAAGGGUCUGUCCUCUGCCAUCCCCACCAGAUUUGGGGUCGCCUCUAUCUCCCCCCAGCAACGAAAGGCAGAAAGAAGCACCUUCACCAUGAUCUGAAUGCACUCAAGGGAGCAGCCAGCCACAGGGAUUAGAACAUUCUGUACUUUGCUUUUGAAACAAGUGGCAAAAGAAAAUGGAUGGCUUUUUAGACUUCAGUACAAAGAACUUCUCUUCAGCCAAUAUGUCUAAUGUCUUAUCUGGCAAAUUGGACUACCAAUUCAACACCACUGGUAGUCCUCCUUCAAUGUCAAUAAGUAGGCUUUUCCCAGCCCUGUUACAGUGCUUUGGCAUAAUCCUUUGUGGAUACAUAGCUGGAAGAGCCAACAUCAUCACAUCAACUCAGGCCAAAGGUCUGGGAAAUUUUGUCUCCCGCUUUGCACUCCCAGCUUUACUAUUCAAAAAUAUGGUAAUACUUAAUUUUUCUAAUGUGAACUGGUCCUUCCUUUACAGCAUCCUAGUUGCCAAAGCUUCUAUAUUUUUCUUAGUCUGCAUUUUAACAUUAUUGGUAGCCAGUCCUGAAAGUCGAUUUAGCAAAGCGGGUUUGUUCCCUAUUUUUGCAACACAAAGCAAUGACUUUGCACUGGGAUAUCCAAUAGUUGAAGCUCUGUAUCAAGCCACUUACCCAGAAUAUCUCCAAUACAUUUACCUAGUGGCUCCAAUUUCUCUUAUGAUUUUAAACCCUGUUGGAUUUAUCUUCUGUGAAAUCCAGAAAUGGAGACAGAAUCGCAGUACGUCACAUAACAAAAUCAAAAUAGUGGGACUUGCUUUGCUUCGAGUGUUGCAGAACCCAAUAGUAUUCAUGGUCUUCAUAGGAAUUGCCUCAAAUUUUAUUCUUGGCCAGAAGAUUCCAGUAUACCUUGAAAACUUCCUUGAUGGACUAGCCAGUUCAUUUUCUGGUUCAGCACUUUUUUAUCUUGGACUCACCAUGGUGGGACAAAUAAAAAAACUGACAAAGGGUAUGUUUAUUGCACUGAUUCUUCUCAUCACAGCUAAACUACUGAUGAUGCCAUUUCUCUGCAGAGAAAUGGUGGAAUUGUUGGACAAGAGUGACAGCUUAGUCAACCACACCAGUUUAUCAAACUAUGCAUUUCUGUAUGGAAUCUUUCCAGCAGCACCAGGCGUGGCUAUCUUUGCAUCUCAGUUUAACAUGGAAGUAGAAAUUAUUACCUCAGGAAUGGUGAUAAGCACUUUUGUGUCUGCUCCUAUCAUGUACGUUUCUGCUUGGCUGCUAACCAUUCCAUCUAUGGAUCCAAAGCCACUAGCAUCAGCAAUCCAGAACGUUAGCUUUGAUAUCAGCAUUGUCAGCCUUGUCUCCUUGAUAUGGUCUCUAGCUGUCAUUCUUUUAAGUAAGAAGUAUAGACAGCUUCCUCAUAUGCUUACAACAAAUUUACUUGUUGCUCAGUUUAUUGCCUGUAUUGGAAUGGUGACAUGGAAUUUCAUUAUUAAAGAGAGAGACAUCACUGUGCAGAUCCUCAUAUUUAGCUUGCUGUAUAGCUCUCUUUAUAGUACCUACUUGUGGACAGGUCUCCUAUCCUUCUCUUUAUUCAUGUUAAAGAAAAGAGAAGUGUUAAAAAUCCCUGCUGGAUACAUCAUCCUGACAGGAUGGGGCAUCCCAACACUGCUAGUGGGUAUCUUAUUAAUUCUUGGUGAACGUAACAAUGAUAGCAUCGACUCAGCAUUUUUUUAUGGCAAAUACCAGAUAAUUACUACAGCAGUGACUCUAUUCAUCAGCUUAUUGAUGUCAGGCAUUUCCCUUAUGUGUAUGAAUCGAAAUAGACAGGAAUCAAACUAUGAAGUCUUGAACCCAUAUUCAUCUAAUAGCCAAAUAGAAGAACCUGAAAGAGAAAGGAAUGAAGAAAGCCAGGCAUCAGUUGAUGUCUCCCAGACUUUCACAGAUACCUCUGCAGAAAGAGGUUGCUGCUCAUGCCAAACAGCGAAUGGUGGAUUACACUACUCCAGAGAAUGUGAGCCAGUGUCAAAGGCUAAUACUGAUGGUAGUGAGGAUCCUUCAACUGAGACGGAUCAAUGUGCAAACCAGUGUAGUGCUCAAACCUGCAUAUUGGCACAGGAAGAACAACUUCUACAGACUGGAGACAAACAGCUGGCUAGACAUGUGCUGCUGUGUUUACUUCUCAUCGUGGGCCUAUUGGCUAAUCUGUCCAGCUGCUUCUGGUGGUUGUUCAACCAAGAGCCAGGAAGGCUGUAUGUGGAAUUGCAGUUCUUUUGCGCAGUAUUUAAUUUUGGACAGGGCUUCAUUUCAUUUGGUAUCUUUGGUUUAGAUAAACAUCUAAUCAUUCUGCCAUUCAAAAGAAGAUUUGAAUUCCUCUGGGGUGGUAGAACAACAGCAGAACAUACAGAUUCCUCUGUUCCUGAGGAAAUCAGAAUGACAUGCCAACAGUUUGUUCGCUAUCAUAGAGAUCACUGUGUCAGGAGCAUUGUCAAAGACAGAAGGUGUGGUGCAAAGAUCUCAACUGGUAUCUUCUUUGGCUGUGACCUGGUGAACUGGCUUAUCCAAGUUGGCCUGGCCUCUGACCGUGGUGAAGCUGUGAUGUACGGAGACAGACUGGUGAAAGGAGGAGUUGUCCAGCAUAUUACCAGCGAAUUUGAAUUUCGGGAUGAGUACUUGUACUAUCGCUUUGUUCGUAAGAGGUCUGCUGUGAAUGAGAGGUACUAACCUGGGCAAGUACUCAAAAGAGAAUCAAGAGCAAGCAAGUUCAUCUCCCCUGCUCUCACUACUGACACUUGAUGCAUUCUGUUUCUUCUGAUUCCUGCAGAAUUCUGUUUCUCACUUGUAAUGCAUAAGAAAUGCUGGUUCUGCCUGUCUCUCACUCCCAAAAAACUAUAGCUAAUGACCUGCUUUGAAUGCUCACUCACGCCAACAUCUAUGUUAAAUAACGUAACUUAAACCAGUAGAAGAUACUUGUCAUCAGCUAUUUUUCCAGUUUGAACAAAACAAACAGGAGUUAAAAGAUUCCUCCCCUCAUUAUAUCCAAGAACAAUAUCAGUGAAACAGCUGAUAGCUGCCAGUGCCAUAUAGAAAAUGUAUGCAUUCUAGUGGGAUUAUAUUCUGUAUUUUACCAUGUUUUAUGCAUUUACUCUGGUGAGUCUUGACCGUUAGUUAAGAUAGUUUCAAUGAGUUUCUCCAUUGAUUUAAUGGAGCCAGUCUUUCCUUCUACUGCCCUUCCACCAUCUUCCUCUUCUUAUCACUUUGUACACUUGCAUAAAAAUUAGGAACUUUUGCUCAACUGUUUAUUUAUUAGCCUAGGUAUUUUAUUCCUCCCAUAAAUAUGGAAUCCUUUGCUUUUAAUGACAUAAUUGCUGUGAAUAUGAUUUAUGUCAAAGGAUUAGGAGCAAGUAAUUAGCAGCUGAACAAAUAACAACAAAGAUCCUGUUUUUAUACAAAUUAAUCAAGUCUGAAAGAGACAAAACAUGUCUUGCAGAAACAAAAAAAGAUGGAACUAAUUCUAAACAAUUUGUUAUCCAGGGUGUUUUUUCCAUUUGAUGCAUGUAACUCUGUAAAAAGAGAAUGAUUAGCAGAUUAUUCAUUCCUUCUGAGUAUCAAGUCUUUCAUUUUCAAAAUCUGGAGGUAGUAAGCUACUUUGGAGAGUUGAAGCUUUGGGUAUUUAUGCAAAUCAGGUCCAGAACAUUUAACAAAGUAUAAAAACUUUUAAACUAGAUGCUCUGACUUUUAAAUUUAUCUAAAGAAAACUUAUGGAAUUUCUGAACAUGAUUUUAGAAUUUCUAAGGAUUUAAAAAAAUAAUAUUCACUUUCUUGCCAAACAUUUCUUUCAUGGAUAUAAGGUAAUCAAAUUCUUCUAAGACUCGGAUAUCUCCCUAAAAAUUUCAAAUAGUGCUCUGCGUUGUUUGUAUCUUUUCGAUAUACAAAAUGGAGUUUGAGAAUCCAUAUUAUCUGAAAUAUUUUGAAAUGGCUAAAAUAGAAUUGAUGUACGGAAUAACUACUGCCCUUUUAAAACUGCCAGACCAAUACUAAAUUAUUUCCACUAGACUUUUAAUCAACAUUGUAACUGGGGGGGACCCACAAAAUAACCUUUUACUUAAGUAGAGUAGCCAAGUAUGAAAAUUUCCCUUCAAAUCUUUUUUUUUUAAGGAAUUUUUUCUUUGACAUGAGAAACCAAAUCCUUUUGCUGACAAACAUGUAGUCUUUCUUGCACAUCAAUCUGCAGCAUGCAUAGAUGCAAACAGUGUACUGCUGUGUGCUGUACAAACUGGCGUAUUUUACCUUUUUUGAUAACCAAACAACCUGACGUUUAUAGUAAUGUGGCUUAGUGUAUGCCACAGAUAAAAUGGAUGCUUUACUCUUGUGACAUUACAACAGCUGAAAACAGAUGUGUUAAACUAUUUCGGAAGAAAUUUGGAAUAUAUAUGCAUAUAUACACACACACUAUAUAUAUGGAAGCAGUGGUUAUAACUGGCUUCUAAAUGUUGCAGAUGCUCAAUAAAUCUGGAGUUGUUUUAUCUGGUAGUUCUGAAUAUUUUGUUGUAAAAUGUGAUGGGAUACCCCUGUAAGGUAAACACUGCAUGAACUAUUUCUGUCCUUUUGAGGGUCCUCUUAUACUAGUGAUUUGGCAAUCCCAGUUUUUGCCCUUUGUUUUCAAAAUGGAUUUUAUCAGUGCAUCUUUUUAAUUGGCUGGAGGACCUACUGUGAAUUGAUCUCUUUCAAAUGGAGAAUAACUGACACCAGCUAUGAAAUAUUUUGGGACUAAGCUCCUUUUGACUGGUUUUCUGCAUUUGUUAAAUAAUCCACUUGAUGACUUACGGCUAGUUUCUUGGAAGUGUGUUGUUAACCAAGCAGUCAUCUUUUCUCUGCUUUUCCUUAUCUAAAAUGGUCCUGCUUUUUCCCCUUUUUAUGAUGCAUCCAGUCUACCCCAGGUUUACAUGCAAAAUAAUCAAUCUCUGAGGGAAAAAUUCCAAAACUCUAAGGAAAAAGCUCCUUAUCACGUUGUUCUCUUUAAUUGAAGUGGAAAUCAUCAUCUUAUUAAUAACUGAGUUACAAUAUUGUGACCGUUGAUACUAUACCAUCAUCUAAUUACAUAGUCUGCAAUAGUUAAUUAAUUGAUUUAAUGAAACCGUAAAUUAAAUUCAAGAUACUUAUUUUAUUUUUGAGCACACUCGGCACCACUAGAAAAUGAGCAGUAGAUUUUAGACAGUGUUCGAAAGCUGGUAAGCCCCCAUGACAGGAAGGCAGGUACUUGCUUCCCUGUGGUGUGGAAGCCUUUAAAGUAGCCUGAGUGCCCACUUCCCAUUCAUUCAGAUGUUUGGGGACUUUUGUUGUUAAAGAGCUGAAAGGAUGUAUUAGGCUCUUCUCUGUUUCAGGUUGAUUAGCUUGGAAUGACAGGACUAAUUUAUAAACUGGAACCUAUAUGUCCAGAAUACACUUCCACCAAUUCAGUUGCUCUGUCCUGUGAAGCACUGAGGUUUAACCUUUUUUUCCUGUAACUUAUUGAAGAAACCAUGGAAGAAACGUUUAAUUCGCACGUGCUUUCACAACAGUAGAACACAUUAGGUAAUGAGUUCCGGUGACCUAUUUAAAGUCUCUCUCAACUGCCUGGUGUUCCUAACCCAAAUGUGUGUUAAGGUUGCCUCCUAGAGGUCACUUAAACUUGCUUACCAAUUUCUUUUAGUUCUUUCCUUUAUUUUUUUUCCUAAAAUAAUUCUUCCCAAGAACUCAUCCAAAAUAAAUCCCAUGUGACAGCAAAAGGAGGUGACAUCCAUCACUUCACCCACCUACAGACUGAAGCAGGCCAAUUACAAUGGUGUAUCACUUAGACCCAGAAAGGGAAAACAACAUGGAAACUACAGGGGAAUAGUCCAAGUGUAAUUGCCCAUGUUGGAAUCUGGGCUGACCUCCCUACUUAUUACCAUGGGAUUAUGAUUAAGUGGUAAGGCAGUUCACUUUGUGAACCUGUUUCACCACUGUGUUACUCCUGUUUUAUGCUUGUAUAACUCUAUUGAUUUCACAGGAGUUGCAUAAAACUGGAAUAUAGCAGCGGCAAAGCAAGUACUAUAACAGAUCUUACUUCGCAAUGCUGCCUAACACUGUCUAGGGGCAGAACUUGAUUCACCACAGUAACCAAUAUAUGUGUUUGUAGCAUCUGUUUAAGGACUAUUUUAGGAGGUGUAACAAAGUCAAAAUUAAAGAUGGAAUGACUGCUAAAUGAUUUGCUGUCAAAUAAGACAUACAUUAGGAACUGAGAAGGAAUGUGACAAAUAACACUUUAUUGAAUCGUUCUUUUUCCAUUUCAUAAACAUUCUCUGUAUUCCUGAAUUCCUAAGAGAUCUCGUUUUUUAUUAGAAGAAUGUGAUGGCAGCAGAGAUGCAGAAAGACCAUAGUUAAC